This is a messenger RNA of Exophiala bonariae, 1596 nucleotides long. RefSeq lists its product as uncharacterized. Gene Ontology annotation, cellular component: membrane. NCBI's taxonomy places the organism in Eukaryota, Fungi, Ascomycota, Eurotiomycetes, Chaetothyriales, Herpotrichiellaceae. Gene Ontology annotation, molecular function: carbohydrate:proton symporter activity. The record is from RefSeq and is a predicted model, not a curated record. Gene Ontology annotation, biological process: carbohydrate transport; transmembrane transport. The transcript is spliced from 4 exons. Bases 1 to 1596 code for a protein of 531 amino acids.
AUGGGGGAAACUAGCACCACGACACCGACUGCUGUUGAUGAAAAGCCCAGCGGUGGAAUUCAACACUUGGACGGCACUGCUCUUGUGCUCUCAUCCGAUGUCGAUUCUGAGAAAGUAUGGAAUCCGUUGCUCAUAGCGGCAUGCCUUUCCUUUGGUGCGGCUUCAAUGUUGUUUGGUUACGAUGACAAGGUGAUCAGUCCAGUCUCGGCAAUGGAGAGUUUUGUCGAAAAAUUUCAAGGCCAUCCGAACUCAGUGGGUGCACUGGCCCUGACAGCACGCAACCAGAAUUUGGUGUUCUGCCUUCCACUUGUAGGAGCCAUCAUAGGAGCUGCUUCGGCGGCACCUUUGACAACACGGUUUGGCCGAAAAUGGGUGGUGAUUGGUGCAUAUUGUUUGUCCAUUGCUGGAACCUUUCUGCAGACAUUUGCGCCAAAUCUUGGGGCUUUUGUAGCUGGCCGCUUCUUCAACUCCACUAUGAUCGCCACUGGCAUGACCGUCGCACCACUGUACCUUUCAGAGAUUGUGCCAGCAAAGUAUCGUGGCAUGGCUGUGACCUCCAGCAAUAUUUUCAACCUCAUUGCCGGGGUUAUUGCAACAGUGAUCUGUAACGCCACAUACUCCCAUGCCGGGGCAUCAUCCUACCGCAUUCCGCUUGGAGCGCAAGCUGUAGCACCUGUCUUCUUGAUCCCGAUCACCAUCUUCAUCCCAGAAAGUCCGUUGUGGCUAAUCACGAAGGGUCGUGAAGAGGAGGCACGGCACAACUUGCGCAGACUUCGAGCCUUCGAUGAUUCUUUGGUGGACGAUGAGUUGCGAGUGAUGAAGGCAGCUCAUGAUUCCGAACUUGCACUCAGCUCCGGGGUCAAGUUCUGGGAUCUCUUCAAAAGAGGCAACAUUAUGCGGACGCUUGUUGCUGGCUCCAUGUAUUCGGUCAACCAGUGCUCUGGCAUUAUUUUAUCGAGUACAUAUGCCACCAUCUUCUUGACCGCUCUAGGUGUGGGCAACCCUUUCCAGCUCACAAUUGCAGCAUCAUGCUGUAUCCUCGCUGGUACGCUGGUAGCACCAAUCCUUGUUGACCGUGCUGGACGUAGACCAGUUGCCAUCAUCGGCAUGUCAGUUUUGUUGGCCAUCGAUAUCUCGGCAGGAACAUUAGCGUUCUACACUGACCGGCCACAUGUCCCGAUCGCCAUCGCGGCUCUAUCCUUCAUCUUCAACGGCUUCUGGGCAGCGUCAUUUUAUGCUCUUUCCGUGACACUGCCAACCGAGAUACCAAAGCCCGAGCUUCGCAACAUGACAACCUCCUAUACCCUCGCUUGUGCAUAUACAACUGCAGUAAUCACCACGUUUGCCGUACCUCAGCUGGUCUCGGCAGAUGCAGCAGACUUAGGCGCAAAAACAUAUCUUGUCUUCGGUGGGAUUGUGGCAGCGAUAUUGGCCUUCUACUAUACCUUCCUGCCUGAGACAUCUGGACGUACGUUCGCUGAAAUCAACGAAAUGUACAGAGAGAAUGUGCCAGUUCGCAGCUGGAAGGGUUAUCAGACCUCUGCGGCAAGUCAGCAAGCACAGGUGGUGAAUAAGACUGAGCUAGGUCACAUCUGA